ACUCUGACAAUAAAACAAAAACAACACAACUGAAAUACUAUCCAAAAUAAGAAAUAAACUGAAAGAUUAAGGUAAAAACCUCAGUAAAAACAGUUUAGGAGGAAUAGGUGAAAAGUCGAUUUGUAUUGAUCCGACGUGAAAUGAAAUUACUUGAGCAGUAUAAAGAUUCUAUAGCACUUGCAAAGAAUCAAAAUAUUAUCACUGAUACCUCAUUCAAAAAAGCAUUGGAUAAUUGUUUUUCUGUCCUGGCAGAAAAAGAUAAAAUACAUGGCAUUCAUACCUUUGAUUCAAAGCCAGAUAUUACCAAAGAAUUCUAUGCAGCACUACUUUCUGUGACCACUGAAUUUGUAAGAAGAGCAUAUUGUAAAGAAGACAUUCAGCAAUACCUAAGUGAUGAUUGUGGAUUGUCCUCAUCCAGAGUAGAAAUAUUUCUACAUGAUUUUUACAAACAUAGGUUGGGCAUUGAAAUGUCCUUGCUGAACAUUGGUGAUUCCCUACCACACAUUACUGAUGUUAAAUGGAAAAUUGAUUAUAUUAUGAAGUCAAGUACAAUGGAUUCCUCUGAAGGCCCAUUGUUCAGGAUAUGUCUUGUCACAGACAAGUAUGAUCCAGAAACAGAGACAAAAAAGAUGUCUACUAUAAAUUUCACUUGCACAUCUCAGGAACUACAAGAUCUAGUUUAUAAGCUGAAAGACUCUGUGAGACAUUGUAGUACUGUAACAAGUAGAAUUUUGUGAUUAUAAUGUACUAAUCUGGUAACCAAUAUCAAUGCAUUGAAAGUUCUGAUCAUAUUAGAAAACCUGUACCGUCGAAUGAGGAGGCUUCGGACGAUUUUUACAGUUUUUUCGCUGUAACUUUUUGAAAAAUCAAUGUUUUGACACGAAAUUUUCACGAAAUGUAGCACUCAUAUAAAUGAAUCGAUUCGUGGUACCUAUAGAACUUUUGUUUUCAUUUUUAGGAAUAUUUUUUUUUUAUUUUGAAAAGUGUCCGAAGUUACCUGGAUAGGUGUGGUGAAUCCGGACACCCCUUCAAAAGCGCAUGAAAACGACAUCCAGCUUCAUCAGACUCAACUUCGGACAUGAAUUCGAAUUUUUAAAAAAAUGGAACAUCAAAAAUUCAAUUUUUUGUCCGAAUUUAUUUUAUCUUAGGAAAUUGACUUCGGACGCGUAUUGUUGACGAUAGGAAAUGUAUUUCUCGUCUCAACAAAAAUAAUUCGGACACAACAUGAGAAAAAUAUUUUUUAUUUGAAAAAGAUUCUUUAAGAAUAAAAUAAAUAGUAACAUUCUUACAAAAAUAAAAUAGCAUUCUGCCUAAAAAAUAAUCAACAAAGUAGGAACUUACUUCAUGUAUCACAAAAAAACGAAUAAAGCUAUUUUAUGACAAUAUCAUUCAAAUCACAAAAUUUGUAUUUUCCUCUUCUAAACUCAUCCAUAGUAAUUUUUUGGUGAAUUUCUGUAUAAUUCACAGUCGCUUCAUCAAUCCGGAAUGGAAAUGAGAACCAAAAUUCCUCCCCAAAUUCUCUCCCAAUUGUGAUAAAAUUUGGGCAACAUAAAGUUUAUAUUUCUUAGAAUUGAAUAUAGGCACUUUGAUUAUUGCGAAAUCAUUUUUCUUCAAAUUUUCUAAAUCAGUCUUAGUAGAAAUAGUUUCUACUCUCUCGUUAGUGUCGAUCCUCUUCUGACGAUUCAUUGGUACGAUUGGUACGAACGUCCGCCAAGGAUUUUUCUAUAGGUCCGGCCCAUGUCCGAAGUCUUCCGCAAUAAUGCUGAUGUUCUGGUUAUCGCCCUGUAUUAAAAAAUUCUAUGAAAUUUUCAAACAGAUACAUCAUCAAAGCAUUCUUUGAACAUCACCCUUUGAUUGAACAUAUGCCACUGAGCUCUACAUUCAACACAAAAAGUGCUACAGCAGUUACUUUUUCACUUUUGAGAAUUCGCAAUAAAAAUACGCUCAUAUAAAUACCGACGUGAACAAUUCUUCCUUACCUCUCUACGCAAACUACACUCUCGACCACCGGACCUAUACUAACAAGUUAAACAAGAUUCAACCUGCAGCCUGCAGAAGAUUCACGUCUAUCGCUAUACCUCCUUCCGCGACAUUCACGAUUGAGAGCGAAAAGUACCGACUGUCCGAAAUCACCGGUACCGUCCGAAGCCACCUCAUUCGACGGUACCUUCUAAGUUGGUAGGAAUGUGAUCUGUGAUCCUAAUGGAUUACCAAAUAAAAAACAAUAUUGUACUUAAAGCAUUUUGUGUAAAUUACCCUGUAGUAAUAAUCAAUCAAUAACAAUGUCUAAUAAUACAUUUAAACAAUCAUUCAAGGAAUAUAAUAAAUAUUAGAUGAG
Messenger RNA from Phaedon cochleariae (mustard beetle), 2338 nucleotides. The record is from the annotation of a GenBank genome assembly. Lineage: Eukaryota; Metazoa; Arthropoda; Insecta; Coleoptera; Chrysomelidae.